This is a messenger RNA of Argiope bruennichi, 435 nucleotides long. Its product is annotated as adult-specific rigid cuticular protein 15.5-like. The transcript is spliced from 3 exons. NCBI's taxonomy places the organism in Eukaryota, Metazoa, Arthropoda, Arachnida, Araneae, Araneidae. Bases 1 to 435 code for a protein of 144 amino acids. The record is from RefSeq and is a predicted model, not a curated record.
AUGUUUGCUAAAGUUCUUAUCUUCUGUGCAGCCCUAGCAGCUGUCCACGGUUCUGUCCUCCUAACUACACCCCUCGUCAACACCGGAGUAAGCGUGGAAUCCAGGCAACAAGAUGCCUUUGGCAACUACGCUUACGCCUAUGACAUCAAGGAUGGAGCAACCGGAUCCAUCAACUCCAAGGCUGAAGUAGGAAGAGCUGUUGCUGUCGCCGCUCCAGUUAUCUCUGCUCCUUUAGCCUAUGCUGCCCCAGCAGUUGCCGCUUCUCUAGCCUAUGCCGCUCCUGCAGUUGUAGCUCCAGGGGCUUAUGGAGGUGUUCUCGGGCACGCUGGAGUCCUUGGCUUUGGCUAUGGAGUCGGUGUCGGACACGGAGCUCCCCUCGGACUGGGAUAUGGAGCAGGCAUCUUAGCUGCUGGACACAGCAAAGUUCUUCUGUAA